UGAGCGCAGGGUGACGGCUCCCCACGUCAAGGAACCGUGCGGCUGCCCGGCACCCCUUUGUUCAGGGAAGUAAUUAGCCUAAUGGGGCCACGAGGAGUGGACCUGUGCGCUGCUGCUGUCAGGAGCAGGCCAGCGCCUCCCCAGUGCUGACCUUCAGCCCCUUUGUGCCAGCCUGGCCGCAGGGCCCGUGGGCAAUUAUGGCCUCAUUAGUGCCAUACGCCAUGGCCACUGCGCCCAGCUGGUGAGCACCCACACAAUGAGGAGCUGCAAAUGAGGGGAAAGGCCUGGCUGGUCUCCGAGCUACCGGCCACAGCGCACCCGUGUCUCCCAGAGACCGGCUGCUCCCGCCUGGCCCCAACGGUAUUUUUGGCACCGCUAUUGUGCCAGGCCCUAUAAAGUGGCGGCUGCGGUGGGCAGCACAGGGUGCUGUUCUCUUGCCUGCCUGGCAGGACAUGCCCCAGCACUGCUCGGCUGCCUGAAGACCCCAGGAAGGAUGGAGGUGCCCAAUGCCAAGGUGGGGCCAUGGGGUUGGGAGGACAGCGAUGGGGAGGAGGUUAGGAUGUGGGGCCGGGGGUCUGGGGGUGUCAGAGGGCCUGGCUGGUUCCUUGGGAAGCCCUGAGUGCGCAGCUCUGCCCCAGGGCUCCCCAGCUGUGGCCAGCAGCCGACUGGGGGGGCUCAGCCGCAUGUGGGCUCCUCGGGAGGGAGUUGGGCACGUGGUGCCUGCGGCGUCGAGCGUGGGUGCUCUCACUGGUUGUCCUGUGGCACUUGGUGGUGAGGGGAGGGUGUUUGCCGCAGCUGCCUUGUGCCGGAGCAGGGCAGCUGUGCCGGUGAGGGCACCAGCAUCUGGCUGCUGGUCAGAGCGUGGGUGGGCCUGUGAUUGCUCAGGCUGGUGGGAGGGUGCGGGGAGCAGCAGUCCCAGCUCCCCUGGGGCUGUGGUGCUGGCUGUGCCCCAGGGCACUGAAGGGUGAUGCUCCAGGUGGACCCUGGAUGGGGGGCUGGGUCUCAGCAGCAGUGGGGACAAGCAAGCAGCACUGCAGCAACCACGGCAGAUGGGAGCCGAGACACUGGUACGCACGGCAGGACCGGGGGGCAGCCCUGGGGCUGUGCAGCCCCCCCUCUCCAGCACUGCAGGCUGCCCUGCACUAACGCUGCCCAUUGCUCCGGCAGCUCCAGCGAGCUGCCUGCCUCUUGCUCCUGCUCCUGCUCUGCUCCCUGGCCGCUGCCCGGCAGAGUCUGCCCGAGUGCUGCCGGCAGAAGACCUGCUCCUGCCGCAUCUAUGACCUCCUGCAUGGCAUGGGCAACCAUGCCGCCGGCAUCCUUACGCUGGGCAAGAGGAAGAGCGUCCCGCCGGCCUUCCAGAGCCGGCUCUACCGCCUGCUGCACAGCUCUGGCAACCACGCCGCGGGCAUCCUCACCAUGGGCAAGCGUGGGGAGCACCCUGGCUCUGCCUGCCACGACGCAUCGGGCUGCCCUGUGGGCGCGGACGCCCAGCCGACGCCAGCGCUGCGGGGCACUGACGCCAGCCCUACCAGCCCCAGGGAGUGCCAAGGACACUCGGGGAAGGACGUGACCAAGAGUCAGGCCGAGGGAGCUGCGAAGAGCUUUUACUGAGAGGGGUGGGAGCAGCGGGAGCAGGGAGGGGAUCCCUGGGGGGACGGACCCCGGGGACACACGCCCGGAGCUCGGUGUAAAUAGCAAUUUCACAUACCUCCUCCUGGCCCUGGCCGAGCCUGCUCAGGGCACCGCAGGCACCGCUGGCCUUUUACAAUAAACGGUAGCCUGACAUGA
Molecule: messenger RNA, 1788 nt
Organism: Harpia harpyja (harpy eagle)
Lineage: Eukaryota; Metazoa; Chordata; Aves; Accipitriformes; Accipitridae
Gene: HCRT
Product: hypocretin neuropeptide precursor
Exons: 1
Coding region: 1294-1611 (105 amino acids)
Biological process (GO): neuropeptide signaling pathway; feeding behavior
Source: RefSeq, a predicted model, not a curated record